AUGGCUUCCACUAGACUUGUAACUAUCGCUCGGCAUCUAAAACCAAAUGGCAGACAUCAACUUGCACGGCGUAGUUUAAUCACAGGACCUCAAUGGUUUGAACAAUGCAAGAAGAUCAAUGUGCUAGAUUCAUACAUGAGUUACUAUGACUCAGAAAAUCACCCUGACAAUGCCAUUGUUUUCUUACAUGGAAAUCCAACAUCAUCCUAUUUAUGGCGUAAUAUUAUACCACAUGCAGAUGGUGUUGCUCGGUGCCUGGCACCUGAUCUCAUUGGCAUGGGGCAGUCAGGUAUCAGUACAAAACCGGCUAUUUGAAUAGGUAGCUUUGGGUAAAGGGUUAUUAAAAUCAGGAUUAAUUUGGCUGUGUCAAAUUCUCACAAGUUUUUUAAAAAUUAAUUUUACUAUUUUCCCAAGUUGAGAUACCUUGAAAAGUGAAUUUUUAUAUGUGUUGCUAGCAUUAUUGCCAUCAUUAUCACCAUCAUAAAUAAACCCACCAUCAGUAUCACCAUCAUCACUACCGGUACCAUUGAUGAUUGAUCAUGAGCACAGGGCCUUUUUUAAGGAUUUUCCCGUGGGGGGGGGGGCAUUUUUUGAAAAGGAACCUUUCUAUGAGAUAAUAUAUUAGAGGGGGAUAGCAAUGGCUGAAGGUCACAUGUGUGGCCUAUAUACCACGCAUGAAUAGGGAGGGGUCUGGGGAGUACUCCCCCAGAAAAUUUUUGAAAUUUGAAUCCCGGAAAUGUUAUUUCCUGCAUUCUGAGCAUCCAAAUUUGCUCCAAAAUUUAUGCUAACUAUACUUGUAUUUGAAAUAAAUAAAGGAAAAAAUUAACUAUCAUUUAUCAUUACUUAUUAGAGGAGGAUAGCAAUGGUCAGGUGUGUGGGGGUGUACUCCCCCAGAAAAUUUUUGAAAUUUGAAGCACAGAAAUGCUAUUUCCUACAUUCUGAGCAUCCAAAAUAUAAAAAAAAUUAUUAACAAUAACUUAUCAUUACUUAGUGGUAGAAAAAAGUAACAAUUUAAAUCGAUUUUGUUAAACAAGGACAAAGGAUAAAGCCUAAAACUUACUUUCCGUUUAUGUAUUUGUUAAUCUUCGCUGGUUUGUUUCUAUAAUUUUAGGGAAAAGGGACUUUUCCAAAAUGUGAUUUCAUGGGGGGGGGGGGGACUGGGGGGGGGCAUUUGCCCCCAGCUUGUAUGUUAAAAAAGGCCCUGCAUGAGCAUCACCAAUUGAUAUCACCAUCAUCACCUGCCCCCAUCAUCACCAGCACUAUUAUCAUCAACAUCAUGACCAGCAACACUAACACCAACAUUGCCAUAACCAUCACCACCACCAUCAUUAUUACAGACAUCGCCACAGUAUCACUGGCAUCAUCAUUAAUACCGGCACUGCCUUAACCAUCAUCACCAUCUCAUUGUCAUCAUUAUCGAAUCAAGCUUGCGCAGAAUGAUAUGUUUCACAGCUACAUUCUCCACAGGUGUCAUACUAAUAUGCACAUAUGUUUUCAUAACACACUCUAUAGGUAAAUCUGGGAAUGGCUCUUACCGAUUUGUAGACCACUACAAAUAUUUGUCUGCCUGGUUUGAGCUGGUCAACCUUCCUGAUAAAAUAAUUGUGGUGUGUCAUGACUGGGGAUCUGGGCUCGGCUUUCACUGGUGCCACCAAAAUUCAAAUCGAGUGAAAGGUAUAGUUCAUAUGGAGAGCAUUGCUAGUGUCAUCAAGUCCUGGAAUGCCUGGCCAGAAAUUGCAAGAGAUAUAUUUCAAGCUAUUCGCACAGAGGCAGGUGAAGAAAUGAUCUUGAAAAAGAAUCUAUUUGUUGAUCUUCUUUUGCCAAACAGUAUCAUGCGUGAUUUAACCAAAGAGGAACAGGAUGCAUAUAACAUGCCUUAUAGAGAAGAAGGGGAAAGUCGUCGACCCACCUUGACUUGGCCAAGAGAGAUUCCAGUUGAGGGAGAAGGUCCGGAAGAUGUGCUUAAAAUUGUCAACGAGUAUGGAGGAUUUUUGUCAACAUCAAAUAUCCCAAAAUUAUUCAUUGAAGCUGAACCAGGGUUCUUCAGCAAAGCCAUUAAGAAAGUCGCACUACAAUGGCCCAACACAACGACGGUGAAAGUAGAUGGUUUACAUUUUUUACAAGAGGACUCACCUGAUGCCAUAGGCAUUGCAAUUCAAUCUUUUGUUGAGAAAUUGUAA
Molecule: messenger RNA, 2180 nt
Organism: Paramuricea clavata
Lineage: Eukaryota; Metazoa; Cnidaria; Anthozoa; Malacalcyonacea; Plexauridae
Source: the annotation of a GenBank genome assembly